Molecule: messenger RNA, 6986 nt
Organism: Myxocyprinus asiaticus (Chinese sucker)
Lineage: Eukaryota; Metazoa; Chordata; Actinopteri; Cypriniformes; Catostomidae
Product: clustered mitochondria protein homolog
Exons: 26
Coding region: 1228-6438 (1736 amino acids)
Biological process (GO): intracellular distribution of mitochondria
Cellular component (GO): cytoplasm
Molecular function (GO): mRNA binding; protein binding
Source: RefSeq, a predicted model, not a curated record
CCGCAGGUGUCUCGAGACGCAUUUUUAACGCUCCCGCGUAACCGUCAAAGACGGCCGUAAAGCCCGUGUUUACAUAGAAGGGACGCAAAAACAAAUUCUGUGUGAACGGCCCCUUUCAGCCUGCACGGGAUAGGGCAAAUAAAUAUGGUGAGACGCUUUGGCUUGUUCAAGAGCUUUCUUUAGUAUUCUUAAGGUGCUGCUGUUUUUCCACUUCUUUCCAGCUGGAGCUUUUCAGAGCAGCGUGUCCGCGUUCCGCCGGUACUGCAGCAUUCUCCCAUAGCAACCGCUGUGGUGCCAGAGCCAGCAGCUGAUUUACCUGACACAGUGCUUUUCUCUUGCCCGAAAAAAUGCACUUGAAAAGCUCAUGCCAGCGCUGUGAAUGUAGAAGACAUCUGAAUGUAAGCUGAUUUACAUGAGCGGAUAAAGUGACGUCGAUAGAAGCUGAAAAAAUGAGGUAGAAUUUCUCGGAAUGGGAUGCAGAGAAUAACGGGGCUCCACUGAGACUCUUCCCCCCAGGAGUGCGUAUGUGUGUGUGGGGGGGUUCUUGUGAGACACAGAAUGAAGGGCAGAGGAGGUAUAGCAUUUGGCUGGAGAGAGGGAGAUCUCUGCUUGGGACGAGCUCUUUCUGCUUUCCUGCAGACAUUUAUGAGACCUUUAUGGACAAGAGGCAAAUUUAUGAAGGCAAUAUAAUGUGAGGAGAUACUUGCAUAUUUUAAAUAUGAUUUAAACCUUGCUGCAUUGGUUUCAACUAUAUAGGAAGAGUGGAAGGAAUUUUUUUUAAUUAUUAUUCAAUCAUAAUCUAUGCAAUGUUGCUGGUUUUCUGCUUUUAACUUUUUUCUUUGACUCUUUUUAUAAAAAUAUAUAGGGGAUAUUAUCAUCCGAUCAGUCAGUUCAUCUAUACAACUAAAUAUCUAUAUAAAAAAAUGGGCUGCAAGAAUUUAAUGUCUUUGUAUAGGUAAUUAAAUGUUGCAGCUAUUGCAUAGAUGCACAAAAGGCUUGGUGCCAGACUUGGUAAUUUGGUAUGUCAGCUAUCUGUUAGACUUAUCUCACGGCUUCAACCAAUAUAGCAAGGUUUGCUCUGCUGUCAAGGUCACAUAGUGGAGGUCUGCUCAUUUUAAAACCAAAUCAGCUCUUAUUAACAGGCUCCCAGAGGUCUUUCUUUUUUGGACUCAAAAAUUACCCUUCUUCUCUGUGGUUGAACUGGAAUGAAAUGGUGGCACUUGCAACAUGGGAAACAUAUUUCACUGCUGCCGCAAGGUGUCCGAUUUUAUUCAAAGUAAGACAGUUGGUGACCAGACAGAGGAUCGCUCUCCACUCCUAUCCAGGGAGAACAGUGAUAUAGAAAGACUACCUCCUUCACGGACCUCUGCUUCUCCUGUUUUGGACCAAGAUCACCUCAUUUUCCCAGAUAUUGUGUUAAGCAGCAACCUUGGUGCAACUCUGGUCAACGAGGACUCAAUUCGGCCCUUCGAGCUCCUGUUGGCAACAAGGGAACAACCACAAGAUGUCAGGAGAGAAAACAGAGUGGGCGAAAGCAAUCUACGGAAUGGAGGAGAGCGAGACGGAGGGGUGGUGGCACAGCCGAGCACAAAUAUCAUUCAUAAGGAGCUCUCACAUACAGGCACAAAUCAAUUAUACUCCACAGAGGAUGAAUGGCCCUUGCUGUCUUCCCUGUGUCCAAUACCUUUAGAUCAGCCAACUGCUGCUAAAGAUGUUCUGCGUCAAAACCGAAUAUGCACUCAUGAACAGGAAACAGAUGGUUGUAAAACGUUCCUUGGGCAAGGAACAGAGUUACUAGCAGACCAUAAGGUAAGCCAUGGGUUAUCAAUUCCUGGUCCAAUAUCUGUGCAUGCUGCAUCUACACUGGAUGCCUCACAGAGUGACUUUGACACUGAACAUGAAGAACAAGAUGAAACACAAUCAGUUAAAGCAACAGAGCAAUUAGGAGUAAAUCUUUUACAAAGGGAGCAAAAGCAUCCACGAAAAGAAGAAGAAGUGGAAAUCAACGAGGGCAAAAAACUAAAUGAACAUGAUCCAAACAGUGAAGCACAAACAAAACUCGAUAUGGUAAAGCUAGAACCUCCAUGUGGCAUUCCAACUGAACAUCCUUUUCUUCCCAAGAAGCAAAGACAAGCACAAAACUGGGAAUUAUUAGCACAACCAGGUGACUCUGAGGGCCAGUCUGAGCAACAACAAGAUGCACAGAUUGUUGUGGCACUAGAGAUGAAUAUUAUAAAGAGAGAGUAUGUUAAUGAGAAAGAUGUGACAAGUGAAGAAGAGAACAAUCCCACUCAUUUGGGUUGCUUUGAGAAGAAAAUAUCUCAUGUAAAGCAACAGCGAAUAGAAAUAGAAGAAGACCUGACAGGCAUGAGUUGUGGGAUGGUGGAGCAUGAGUUUGGGAAGAUGGAGCAAAGUCUAACGCUGUUGGACAAGGAUCUGCUAUGGACAAAGAAGGAAGUGGAACAGAUGCAGUGGGACCUGGACGCCCUAAACCAGAGCACGAGACCAUCACUGCGGGAUUCUGGAGAGAGGGCUCUCGCUGGGACCCAAGUAGAACAGAAACCAGACCAGGCUGAAAGCUUUACCCUUUUCGUGGUUGAUAAGCUGUUCCUUGAUACUCCAAACUUUACAGGACCCGGCCCUGACCCCAUGCUCAGUGGCCGUGUGCUGGACACUCAAGCAGAUAAUAUGGCAGAACAGGUCAACUGUGGCAUCGAACAACAAGAGCUACCUGCUGUUGCUGUUCCUGACAUAGACCCAUCUGAGGAUGCAGGGUUCACAGUCAAGAUCCAGGCUCCUGGCACAGAACCUACUGACUUCCAGGUUUCACCUUUAGCGAUGGUACAGGAGAUCAAGCAAGUGUUGAUGGACCGGGAGGAGACCUGCUGGCGUACCUGUUUCUCCCUGCAGCUGAAUGGAGUCACACUUGACAACUUUACACACCUUAGAUCCAUUCCAGGCCUUCAAGAGGGCUCAGUUCUGAGAGUUGUGGAGGAUCCAUACACAGUUCGAGAAGUGCACAUCCAUCUACGACACAUCAGAGACCUUUUAAAGAGCCUGGACCUUACUGAUGGCUAUAAUGGAGUGGAGGGCAGCUCACCGUCAUUUCUCAGCUAUUUCACAGAGGAACGUAAGGAAGAGGGUAACAAGCCUAAGAGAAGAGGUGACCGGCUGAAACACGUCAUCUGCAGCCCUCCAGAUCACAUUCUUCCUGGUUGCAAAGAACGUCUGCUGGUAUACCUGCAACCUCAGACUCACUUUGGAAAGCCCGCAGAGUGCUUGAAGGGUUUGACCAUGAGUAGCUGGAAUCCACCUCCUGGAAACAGAAAGAUGCAUGGAGACCUCAUGUAUCUUAAUAUUGUCACCAUGGAAGACAGACACUUCAGUAUAACAGCGUCAACUCAUGGGUUCUACGUAAAUCAAUCUACAGCAUACAACUUCAAUCCAAAGCCAGCCAAUCCCAGUGCCCUCAGUCAUGCUCUGCUGGAUCUCCUGAGUCAGAUCAGUCCCAUUUUUAAGAAGAACUUCAGUGCCUUGUUGAAAAAGAGAGGAUCUACACACCCAUUUGAAAGGAUUGCCACACCUUUCCAGGUGUUCAGCUGGUCUGCUCCAGCACUUGACCAUACAAUGGACUGUGUUAGAGCCGAAGAUGCCAGCUCCUCCUGCCUGGGUUAUGAAGAGCAUGUGCCUGGUCAGGCCCGUGACUGGAACGAAGAAUUUCAAACCACAAGAGAGCUUCCUAGGAAGAACUUGACUGAUCGUCUGAUGCGGGACAGAGCCAUGUUUAAGGUUAACAGUGAUUUUGUGAGCACUGCCACUCGAGGAGCCAUGGAAGUGAUAGAUGGUAACGUGAUGCCCAUCAACCCUAGUGAAGAAUCGAAACAACAGAUAUUCAUCUGGAACAACAUGCUCUUCAGUUUGGGCUUUGAUGUGCGGGACCAAUACAGAGAUUUGGGUGGGGAGGCUGCAGCCCACGCCGCCCCCAUUCUCGACCUAAAUGGUGUGAGCGCUUUCUGGACAGUGGAUCCCGAAGGCCUAUACCUGCUUGGCACUGUAGUGAUCGAUUACCGUGGCUACCGCGUGACUGCGCAAACUAUCGUGCCAGGUAUUCUUGAGCGUGACCAAGCACAGAGUGUUAUCUAUGGCUCCAUCGACUUUGGCAAAACCGUUGUCUCUGAUGACAGGUACCUAGAGCUGCUUAACAAACCCAGUAAGAUGCUGAGAGUACAGCGACACCUAGUGUUAAACAAAGAUGACACAGCAGUCGAGUUGUGCUCCUCAGUAGAGCACAAGGGCAUUGUGGGUAAUGAUGGGCGCCACUACAUCCUGGACCUACUUUUUACCUUCCCACCUGACGUCAACUUCCUUCCUGUGGAGAAUUUAAAUCCUAUUUGUCAACAGCUGGGUUUCCCAAAGCAACAUCCUCAUUGCCUGGUUUGUCUGAGACAGGAGCUCGUUGAGGCUUUUGUUGAGCACAGAUACCAGAUAUUUCUGGAGACGGUUUCACAAAGUACUGAGAAUGACAUCACCAACCCUGUCAGCACAUCUCCAGUAAAGAGUGAUUCUAGUACUACCACUCAACUCCCCUUAACUACUAUCACACUUUUAGACCAGAAUGAAGAACACGAUUCCCUAAAAACUGCACCUGGAAACAACAUCCAGCCGGAUUCUUCAUUAAAGCAUAUCUUUUCCUCUCUCAGGAAUACCUUUGAUAUACAAUUCAACCCUAACAUCUUCUCUGCAGGUGUGCGUUUUCCCAAGGAAAGUGCAGAAGUUAUCCAGAAACAGAAACAACAGCUAAAAGAUGCUGCAGCCUUCUUGAUUUCCAAUCAAAUCCCUGCCUUUACUAAGAGUUGCCUUAACCACACAUCAAUACCUAUGGAUGGCAUCACAUUAACUGAGGCUCUGCAUCAGCAUGGCAUCAAUAUUCGCUACCUGGGCACCGUGCUUGAAUACAUUGAGAAGAUACCCCAGAAAGAAAGACUUGAUCAUGUCUAUAGAACUGCACUCUGUGAGCUGAUCACGAGAUCCGCAAAACAUCUCUUUAAGACAUAUCUUCUGGCAGUGGAACCAUCUGCCCUCUCUGCCUCCGUCAGCCAUUUCCUCAACUGCUUCCUAAACUCAUAUAUUGAUCCUGGGGUCAUUCAACAAAACGACAAGUUGUCUUCUAGACGCAGGAGUCGGAGAAGACGGAGUCGUUCGUCAGUGACCAGUACCAUCACCGCCUGGUCCAGCCUGACACCGAGCAACCUCUGGGUGGCCAUCAAAGCUGAGGCUCAGGAAUACUACCAUUACAGUCUGCCGUGUGGAAGUGUGAAGGAGGCCGUGGAGAAAGACAGACUUCAGAGGAUCACUCUGCUCAGAGAGAUUGCCAUCAAAACUGGGAUUCAGAUUCUUUUAAGAGAAUAUCACUUUGAUUCUGAACAAAGACCAGUUUUCACUGAAGAGGACAUCCUUAAUAUUUUCCCUGUAGUGAAGCACAUCAACCCAAGGGCUAGUGAUGCUAUUUAUCUCCUACGUUGUGGUCAGUCUAAGGUACAGCAAGGUUGUCUGAAAGAGGGCUGUGAGUCAAUCAGCCAAGCUCUGGGUCUCUUCACUAACGUGUAUGGUGCACUGCAUCAGGAUGUCUGCAUUUGUCUACGGCUGCUGGGUCGCAUACACUACAUCCUCGGUGACUACGCUGAGGCUCUCAGUCACCAACAGAGGGCAGUACUGAUCAGUGAGAGAGUUCUGGGAAUUGAGCAUCCCAACACUAUGCAGGAAUAUAAGCACCUCGGUCUUUAUUGUUUUGCUGGAGGGCAGCCUGCGACUGCUUUGAGAUUGUUAUACCGUGCUCGCUACCUGAUGCUCCUGGUAUGUGGAGAGGACCAUCCUGAGAUGGCUUUAUUGGAUAGUAAGAUAGGUCUUGUGCUGCAUAGUAUGAUGGCCUGUGAUCUCGCCCUGAAGUUCCUGGAGAAUGCCCUUGCCCUGAACUCCAAAUAUCAGGGUCCCUCCUCUCUUAAACUGGCACAAAGUCAUCACUUAUUGGCAAAGGUGCAUGAGAGUAAAGGAGAUUUCCGUGCUGCACUGAGGCAUGAAAAGGAGCGCUACAGCAUAUACAGGAAGCAGGUUGGAGAAGCACAUAAAAAGACACACGAGAGUUCAGAGUACCUUAAACAUCUCACACAUCAGGCUGUGAUUCUGCAGAAAACAAUGAACUGGAUCUACAAGACUGGCUCAGACACCAAUAUUUCCCCUCUCAACUUGAAUGCUCCAAGUCAUGUGUGGAUAGUGGAGCAGCUAAACCUUGUCACUGGCAUUGUCCUUAUUCCUCUCAGUAACAGAGACCUUGAGAAACUCAGGACUGAAGCCCAGAAAACAACACCGCUGUCUAAACCCCAACAAAAUGAUGUGCAGUCAAUGGAGGAUCUGCAGGAUCUGUCUGAGGACCAGGAAUAACAUAAGUUAUACUCAAGAAACCUAAGUCAUUUACCUAGUAAAAAGACUUUAAAUACUGAAAGUGAACUAAGAUGUGCAUUUGAAAUAGUGUUCUAGCUACGUUUUAAAAUAUAUAAAUAUAAAAUAAAACGCGAAAUGGUGCAAAUGAACUACUACUCUUGCCCACAUGCCAGAUGAUCCUCUAGUUUUUUAUGACUUUAUGAAACUCAAGAUCUAUUAAAGAAAAUUUAACUCCCUUUAAAAGCAUGAGUGUAACUUGCUGUUAAAUGAUACUGAGUGUAUCUAACUAAUGGUUUUGCACAUUUGUAAACUGGACUGUUUAUGGUCCUUUGUAUAUCUAACUUCGUUUGUUCUUGUGCACUGUAUCUGUAUAGCUGAGAAGCUGAAGGGCCACAGAACAGUGUUAAGAAUGGAGGGCUAAUGCAUGCAUUUCAGACCUGACUGAGUUUGGCAUGCUUUCAAUGAAUGUAUAGGCCAAGAAAGAGCCUACUAUUAUUGCAUUGUGACAAAAUGCUUUGUGAAAUGUGCUAACACAAAUAAAGCAAUCG